AUGCCUCUUUGUGACAAAGUGGAGGCAAAUUUCCUGGAAAAAAAUAUCACUGCCAGUGAGGCUCUGAAGCAGUACCACGAACGUGCGAGGAAUCGGGCACCUGUACUAGGGUCCUUCUCAGCUAGUACUCACAUGGAGUCACCGUCUGUACUGAGCCCCAAGCUAAGCUGUCAGCAGGUCGAAUGGGACUUUGGUGCAAACGAAAAUGUGUGUGAAACACGUGAACUAAUUCUUUUGUCAGAAGAGUGUUCACAUGUUUGCGGCGCAUUCUUUGAAGAAGCAGAAACGUGUUGUGGUUCCUUCCUUCCGCGUGGUGGCAUGACUCUUGCUCUCACCGCGCUGUGGCGCGUGAAUGUCUCGGAACUCUUUAAGGCACCUACGCACGGACUGUUCUCGUCGCACCAGGAAAAUUGA
This is a messenger RNA of Mesocestoides corti, 414 nucleotides long. Lineage: Eukaryota; Metazoa; Platyhelminthes; Cestoda; Cyclophyllidea; Mesocestoididae. The record is from the annotation of a GenBank genome assembly.